AUGGCACAAAAGCAGACAGAUAGUGAGCGUAUUAGACAACUUUUAGAGGAUGCAUCUACUCCAGAGUUGACUCCAGAACGGAACCCAUACAGUGAUGAUGGCGAAUAUGGAUCGGAUCAAGAAUUUCAACCUAAUUAUGAUGAUAUAUCGAAUUCAGAUUUGGAGUCUACAGAGACAAGAAAAAUUGCAAGAAAUAUGAUGAGAACAGAGUUCAGCGGAUCUAGUGAUACUCUAGUGUCAGAUGAUGAAGUAGACGUAAGAAUCCACUCAACUUUAACUGUCCCUGUGGACAAGAUACAGAUACAAGGGAUGCCGAGAAAAAACUCCCUUAUGCCCUACAUGUUUUGA
Molecule: messenger RNA, 348 nt
Organism: Parnassius apollo (apollo)
Lineage: Eukaryota; Metazoa; Arthropoda; Insecta; Lepidoptera; Papilionidae
Source: the annotation of a GenBank genome assembly